This is a messenger RNA of Trichomycterus rosablanca, 724 nucleotides long. RefSeq names its product ependymin-like 1 (gene epdl1). The transcript is spliced from 6 exons. Gene Ontology annotation, cellular component: lysosome; extracellular region. Gene Ontology annotation, biological process: cell-matrix adhesion. Gene Ontology annotation, molecular function: calcium ion binding. NCBI's taxonomy places the organism in Eukaryota, Metazoa, Chordata, Actinopteri, Siluriformes, Trichomycteridae. Bases 1 to 639 code for a protein of 212 amino acids. The record is from RefSeq and is a predicted model, not a curated record.
AUGCAGCUCGGUGUGUUUUCUGCUUUGCUGCUCUUGGUGGCGGGAGGCUGUUCGGCGCAGAGACCCCAACCAUGCCGUACUCCUCCACUGCUCCAGGGAAAGGUCACUGUGUCGAGUCAAAAGUUAGAGUUUGACAUGAUUGGGAAGUACGUCUACGACGCUAUCGGCCAGCGCAUUCGUAUCGGAGAGAUCGGCCAUGAAAAGAACCAAACGUUCAAUCAGGACUUUCUGCUCCUUUUUAAAGAGGGUGUGAUAUUUGUGAUCGACGAAGCCAAGCAGACGUGUGAGAAACAGAAACUGACCGGUUCAUUCCAGCCCAUGCAGAUCCCGUCCGACGCCAAAUUCUGGGCACAGGUGGUGCUGGGGAGCCUCGCUGGUCCUGGACAGGGUCUCCUCGCCAACUCCUGGAUUGGUGAAAUACCCGAAGAUAAAGCCAAGUACAUUCUCAGUUACACCGAGUUCGGCUGCCUCCCCAUCAGCUCUCUCUAUAAAGCGCCACAGACCGACUGGAUCCUCACCACCUUUUUUGACAUCGUUCUUGGUAUCGAGGACCCGGGUAAGUUGAUGGUUCCAGAUUUCUGCCUGGAUGCUGCUGUGGAAACAGAGAAGGAAGGAGAUUUCUUCAGCGUCUUCUUCUGAUUCGACUUCUUCAUCCUAUUAAUGAACAGUCACGCCUAACAUACAUGUGAUCACUGUUUAAAAUAAACCAGAGCUUCAGAAGUCA